AUGAUAACGGAGACACCUGCGAAGAAGUCGAAGUCGAAAGGUCAAGCAAAAGACAAGUCCGACAAGUCACUAAAACCCUCCGCCGAACCCACGCCAGCUGCCAGCGAAGAAGAAGAAAUUAUUCGGUGUAUUUGCGGCGAAUAUGAAGAAGAGGAAGACGUCGAGCGGGACAUGAUCUGUUGCGACCAAUGCUCCGCCUGGCAACACAAUGAUUGCAUGGGUCUCACAUUCGCUAAGGGAGAGGAGCCAGACGAAUACUUCUGUGAGAUGUGCCGGCCUGAAAACCAUAGAGUUCUCCUGGACAAGAUUGCGCGCGGCGAGAAGCCUUGGGAGGAGGCCGCCGAGAAAAGGCGACAGCAAGCGGAAGAGAAGAAAGCGCGUCGGAAAAAGGGUAGGAAAGGUGGAAGAAGGGGUAGGCAAAGCGAGCCCAGAACAGAAACAGACACGCCGGCUCGCCACAAGACGAUGUCUGUGACCCCAGCUCCUGCCUCAGUCGUGACCCCCAUACCUGAGAAGAAUGGCCAAGCUCCGGAUGUCCAACCGGUGAGCGCACAGAAACGCAAAUUCGAAGAACACCAAGAAGCGUCAUCACCUGUUCCUGAACCCAGAACGAAACAGAUCAAAGUAUCUCCGCCAGCUAGUACAGUCUCCCGUCGCGAAAGUGAACCCGCUCCGCCCAAGGAGGAUGUGGAUGCUUUCCCUUCGCGUGAACGUCCUGUUGUUGAGGACUUGGGAACCCUGGAAGACAUUUCACACUCAGCUAGGAGAAGCGCUGCCAGUGCUCUUAUCAAGUUAUUUGUAGAUCAGAUUUCUGAUGCUCAGAAGCAAGGAUCUUUCAAAUUACCCGAAGGGAAGUCGGCGAAGGAGAUAGCACAGCAGCUCGGUCUUUCAAUCGAGAAGGCUAUGUAUCAGAAUAUUUGCGGAGGAUCCGGAGAACCUACUGAAGCGUAUAAGUUACAACUGCGGACGGUCUUGUUUAACGUAAAGAAGAAUCCUUCUCUACGGGAUCGCCUGCUCGUAGGUAGUCUGCUUCCGGACAAGCUCUCGCAGAUGAGCAGUCAGGACAUGGCAAGUGAGGAGCUGCAGCAGAAGGAUGCGGAGAUCAAGCGCGAGGCUGAAAGGCAGCACAUCAUUGUGCAAGAGCAAGGCCCUCGAAUAAGGCGGACUCACAAAGGUGAAGAGCUGAUUGAAGACGAGAACCAGACUGUCGCUAGCGAACCUGUUUUCUCAGUGGCCCCUGCCCGUCGAAGCGUGGCAGAGAUCGAUGGGAGUCCUUCAGUGCAAAGCCCAGCGAGUCCCAAGGCCCGACAACAAUCGGAAGACGGUCCCAAGGCUACCAGACCGCAGUCUAUCAACACUCAGGCGAAUGAAGCAAGGAGUCACGCAGGAGCUACCAUCCAUUCACCUGACACUGCUGAUCAUGAUCAUGACCAUGUCUUUCCAGAAGUCCCAACUCACAUACGUGAGAUGCUGCCGACUAACAGGGCCCAGGCAGAUGCAGAAAUCGACCAGUUGCUGAAAGACGUCGAACCUGAAUCGCCUCCCUAUUCUCCGAAGGACUACAACGAGGAAGGUGUCAUUUGGCAUGGAAAGUUGAUCAUGAACCCGGUUGCUGAAUUCUCCUCAACCGCGAAACAUGUUGGGGGAGCUGAUUUGAGUGGAAGGAUACCCUGGAGUCAGCUUGCGCCAUCAACAUUGGUGAUUGAUGGGAGAAUCGACAUUCAACUGGCGAGCAAUUACCUUUGUGGACUACGCUUCAGUGCUUCAACGGACGUGUCAGUCAUCGCAAUUAGUCGUCCAGAAUCUCCUCGAGACCAAGCUGGCUUUGACAAGCUCUUCAACUAUUUCCAAGACCGGAAGCGGUUUGGGGUUGUUGGAAGGCAUCCGUUGCCAGCUGUGAAAGAUACUUACAUCGUGCCAGUUGAAGUUGGAUCAUCAACAAAGCCUGAAUUCCUGGAAAUUCUAGAAAAUAAUACGCUCGAAGAUACAAUUCCAGAGCGUGUAUUGUUGGUGGUCUUUGCAAUCAAGACUGGGGAGUCGAACCCGCCUUCAGCGCAGCCACCCUCGCAUCACCCCAGUCAGGAGCCUGCCUCUAUAGCAAGCCCUCUAACUAUUGCAGCAGCAACUCCCCAGCAACAUCAAUUUUUGACACCUGGGCCAAGGCACAUGUCACAAAUGAGUCCCACUCCGCCGUCUUCCUUCUCAGGGCCUACCCCAUCGCAAAAUCCGCAUGUUCAGCACUCUCAACCGCUCCAACUGCAGCAUCAGCAACAGACAGCCCCUUUGCAAUCUCAGUUCCAGUCAUAUCAACCUCCGGAGCCGCAGCAACAGGCGCUUCCUACCGGCACCGCCGCCGCAGUGCAGCUGCUUGGUGCCCAGGCAACUGCCCCUGCAAUCCAGCAAUUACUUCAAAUCGCGCCAAACGCUGAUUUGACACAAUUGGGUAUUGUUCGUGAUAUUAUUCUGCGGCAGCCGGAGGCCGCCUCGAACUACGAAAUGUUGAUGAAAGCACUAUACCAAGCGACAACGAAUGGGCAUGGACCCCAGCAGGGUGCUAGCUAA
This is a messenger RNA of Aspergillus clavatus NRRL 1, 2562 nucleotides long. Its product is annotated as putative PHD finger domain protein. Gene Ontology annotation, molecular function: RNA polymerase II transcription regulatory region sequence-specific DNA binding. Lineage: Eukaryota; Fungi; Ascomycota; Eurotiomycetes; Eurotiales; Aspergillaceae. The record is from RefSeq and is a predicted model, not a curated record. The coding region runs from base 1 to 2562 and encodes 853 amino acids. The transcript has 2 exons. Gene Ontology annotation, biological process: transcription elongation by RNA polymerase II; transcription elongation by RNA polymerase I; regulation of mRNA 3'-end processing. Gene Ontology annotation, cellular component: nucleus.